GCUUGCUGUACAUGAUUUCAGGUACGGCGGAACUUGGAGGCCAUGCCGCAAGAGGCUGCAGUCAAGCUCCAGACCAUGGUUCUAUACGCUAGCACAACAGAUGGAGAACGCAACUACCCCAAGACGCAAGAUGCACAUUGGAUUUUCUCUUCUGCAGAGAAAGAAAACGAUCCGGAAAAACUCACACCUCCGCACAUGAGCAGUCGGAGGGGAGAUUGGGUCAGGACACUCUGGUCUACUGUCAUUGCAAUAACUUUUGUCAUCACAAUAAGUCUUUGCAGUUGAUGCCGUGGGAAUCAAGGCAACGACUCACAUCUGCACGAAUAUUGAAUGUGGGUUGUGGUGGCUGCCGCUUGGGCUUCUGCAAGGCAACUUCACCCUCACGAUACCCUCUAUCUUUCACAUACGACCAUACCCAUUGGAAAACUCGGGAUCCCGUCCGCUCUCCCAUAGAUAAGCCAAUGAGGGCUGGAUUAGUAGUUGGGUCGGUGACGACCAGCGAAUACCUGGUGUUACGUGGCUUCGAGUGUUACAAUGAACUUGGGCUUGCGGGCUCGUGGUCGUGGUUUAGGCAUGGUGCAAGAAUAGGUCGAAGAUGUCCUGGUCAUAGGGUUGCAGAGGAGACGGCAGCCUCGACGAAAACGGUUUGCAGAAAUGAGAGCUUCCAUCACAGAUCCAAGUAUUUCGGAGUCCGCCCCUGUUGCAAAGAAUUCAGUGUCCCUUCAAUUUGUUGACGAGAUGGUUUAUAUAGCAUUACCGGGUCCAUGGGGCUUGAUCUCACCGUGGCGCUUGAUGUCCCUAGGUCUGCUUCCU
This is a messenger RNA of Colletotrichum acutatum, 813 nucleotides long. RefSeq lists its product as uncharacterized. Lineage: Eukaryota; Fungi; Ascomycota; Sordariomycetes; Glomerellales; Glomerellaceae. The transcript is spliced from 2 exons. Bases 285 to 734 code for a protein of 149 amino acids. The record is from RefSeq and is a predicted model, not a curated record.